CAAGUGCCACGUUGGGUCGGGCUGUGGCUCUUCGGGGCCGCACGGCUCGGGGGGCCGGGCCGGGCUGGGCAGGGCAAGGCAGGGCCGAUCGGAACGGGGCGCUCGAGCCGGGACUCCCGCAGGCCGUUGGGGUUCGUUGCAAGGCGGAGAGGCGAGUGGGCCCGCGGCUCGGGUCCCGCUGCGCGGUGCGUCCCGCUCCUGGGCGGCUCUGGCCGAGGGCGGAGCGGCCCGCGCGGAGCCGGGGGCAGCGGCGGAGGCUGGAGCUCGGCGUCGGGGGCCGCUGCCCCUGGAGGAGCCGGGCGAGAUGCUGUCGGGAAACCUGAUGGAGGACUUCGAGGGCAAGGAGGGCGAGCGGUGGUACGACCCCCAGGACCUCCAGCAAGAUCUUCAGCUUGCUGCAGAGCUUGGAAAGACUUUACUGGACCGGAACACAGAGUUAGAGGAGUCUCUGCAACAGAUGUACACAACCAAUCAGGAGCAGUUACAGGAGAUUGAGUAUCUGACCAAGCAGGUGGAGCUUCUGAGGCAGAUGAAUGAGCAACAUGCAAAGGUGUAUGAGCAGUUGGAUGUCACAGCCCGGGAGCUGGAAGAUACAAAUCAUAAGCUAGUUGCUGAAAGCAAGGCCUCACAGCAGAAGAUUGUGAGUCUCACGGAAACAAUCGAGUGUCUUCAGGCCAACAUUGACCAUCUCCAGAGCCAAGUGGAGGAGCUGAAGGCAGCGGAGCAGCGGAGCCGGAGCCAGGGGAAGUGCGAGCGGAAAUGGGCGCCCAGCCUCUCCUCCCUCAAGGAGUUGUACGAUCUCCGCCAACACUUCGUGUACGACCACGUCUUCGCCGAGAAGAUCGCGUCCCUGCAGAGCGCGCCGAGCCCCGAGGAGGAGGAGCACGAGCACCUGAAGCGCGCCGUGGCCAUGCUGCAGGCCCAGCUGAGCGGCGAGCGGCGCCGGCGGCAGGCGGUGGAAGAGGAAUACGGCCUGGUCCUUCGGGAGAACAGCGACCUGGAGCAGCAGCUGGGCGCCGCCGCCGACAUCCAGGCCCGCGCCCUGCAGCUGGAGGCCGAGGUGGCCGAGCUGCGCCAGCUGCUGCAGGCCGAGCCGCCGCCCGGGGCCAACGGGCUGGAGAAGCUGGGGCCCGACUCGCUCUUCCUCCCGUUCCGGGAGCCCGGCCAGAGCCUGCUGGAGGAGCUGUGCCUGGCCGCGACGCCCGACGCCCCUCGGCGGCCCCUGAAACGCAGCAGCAGCGAGACGGUGCUCAGCAGCCUGGCCCGGGGCGACGCGGCCACUCCGGGCCACGAGGACACUUGCGCCCGGCGCGCCGAGGCUGUCAAGCAGCGCGGCAUCUCCCUGCUGCACGAGGUGGACUCGCAGUACAGUGCCCUCAAAGUCAAGUACGAGGAAUUGCUGCGCAGGUGCCAGCAGGACCAGGACUCGCUGGCGCACAAGGCCGUGCAGACGGCCCGCCCGCCGGCCAGGGACCCCUUGGUCAGCCAGGCCCCGCCCGAGCUGCCCGCCAGCACCCGCAGUCCGGAGCAGCCGGGCUCCCCCAGUUCCACGCCGCCUCCCGAGUACAAGGCGCUCUUCAAGGAGAUCUUCAGCUGCAUCAGUAAAACCAAGCAGGAGAUCGAUGAGCAGAGAACCAAGUACCCGGCUCUUGCCCCGCACCCUUGAUCACUGUCCUGCUCGCCCACCGGUGGCUUCCUUCCCUCCUCUUGUCUACCUCUCCCUUCACCCAUUAUUUGAGACACACACCCCCAAUCUGAUUCUAGCUCAUUUGCCCCAUUGCCCCAGGCUUUGGCGCCUUUAGAAAGUGGGUGCAGCAGGGAGAGAAAAUGGCUAUACAGGGUCUACUUAAGCAUCUCAAGAACUGCCCUGGCACACUGGCUUCUGGCUGGCACCCAGGUCAGACUGUGAUGCCCUGAAAUGCCCCUAUUUCUUGGAGGGAAUCUCUACUCCUCAGAAGCGGGCUCAGAGCACUCCCGGGGGGUGGAUGGCCACAGGUCAUGGUUCCCACCACCUUCGCAUCUCCACAGCUGCCGUGCCAUGAAAUGUAAACGCUGUGAAGGCGGCAGAGAAAUGAAUAAAUGCUCAGGGCGUGUGAGCAUCUAAUUAAGGAUAAAUGGCUUUAAUAGGGACUCCCGGCCUGUAGGUCUUACUGCUGCUACCAGUUCGAUUGCGACUGACGCAGGUAACCCUGAUCUGUCCAAAUUAGGGCUGCACUUGUUGGUCUGUACCUCGGAUUAUCUCUGACCGGCUUUCGGGGUUCUGGCAUUUGGAGGCGGAUACUGGCCGUUUCCUGUUCCUUUCUCACUCAGACUUGAAGGGGCCAGUUGAAGCCCUG
This is a messenger RNA of Suncus etruscus (white-toothed pygmy shrew), 2336 nucleotides long. RefSeq names its product cerebellar degeneration related protein 2 (gene CDR2). Bases 305 to 1666 code for a protein of 453 amino acids. NCBI's taxonomy places the organism in Eukaryota, Metazoa, Chordata, Mammalia, Eulipotyphla, Soricidae. The record is from RefSeq and is a predicted model, not a curated record. The transcript is spliced from 5 exons.